AUGGCCCAAGCCCACGGCCUCAGCCUCGUCGACGGUGAGUGGGUUUCCAGACCGCUCGACCCUUAUCAGAUCAUGGCCAACGCGUCUCAAGAUGACGUUGAGAUGCGGGAUGCAACGCCCAAGCCAACAAGCCAAGUGCCUGAAUACGGUAUACUGUCGCAGACUGUCUUUGAGACACCGCUAAGCAAAAUCAUCCUUCCGGCGAAGAUACGUCACAAAGAUCUGAUCGACGUUGUCAUGGUCGGUGAGGACUUCAUACGUCUCAAAGAGAUCCGUGACUAUGGUCAGAUCCGCCAUGUGGCUUCCAAGACUGACUUUAACGGCGGCCGCAUCAUCACCGCCAAAGUCUUUGGCGACCCUCGUGAAGUUUCCGCAACCACAAGUGGCAGUCCUUCGCUACAUCAAAAUUACAUGAAGCACAGGGCAAGAAGGCCAACCACAGGAAAUGGAGACGACGUCUUACCUCCGGAAGUCAUCGUGCUUACACUAUCAAACCGAUCGUUGAUGUUCUUGUGGGCUCAACACGAUACGGCAGGUACUGCCACAUUCAUCCAGAAGACCAUCAAGCUACCUGCAGGGAGUUCCCGCUUGGAUCGCUUUGGUAUCUUCCUCGCUAUAGAUCCUAAAUGCAGAGCAAUGGCAGUCGCAGCACACGAAGGGCGCUUUAUCCUCUACAAGACGAAGCCAAUGGAAAGAUGGAAAAGAGAUUCUAGGAUGAACAAUGAGAUUGCUGCGCCUAUUGAAGAUGAGCGAAUCAUGUCUAUUGAAGGUCAGAUCAUGCACAUGGAUUUCCUAUCAUCAGGAGGUGGACAGGACGACUACCACGUUGUUUUGCUGUUCGUUGUCGUCCUCCAAGGGAGGACCAGGCUCACCUGUUUCGAUUGGGAUUGCAGACAGGAUCUCAGUAAAGCAACCCCUCGGACGGAGCGAUACCUUGUCCAGUCUGAGGACACAAUACCUUCUCUACUCAUACCACUUAGCCGGAGUCCGGAUUUCCUUCUAAUUUCCGACGACCACAUCUCGGUUUACAAAAACAUUCUCUCUGGAGAUCCAACGCAAACCACAGUGCCGAUCGACAAGACAAUACUCCAAUCAAUACUACCAGGCGAUGGCAAGCACGCCCCCAAGUGGACCGCUUGGGAUAAGGCGCCGCGCAACUCCGAAUACCAAAAGGAGGUGUUUUACAUUGCAAGAGAGGAUGGCCGUAUUAUGUAUGUGGUGCGAGGGCCAGCGGGCACGCUGGAGAUCGAUGAGGCUGGUGAUUGGCAACACCGGAUUGACACCUCCUUUUCAUGCUUGGGCAUCGACAACUCAGAAAUGUCGCAGCAAUACCCAGAUCUUCUGAUCGCCGGUGGGGCAAGCAAUGAUGGAUUGCUUUGCAAAGUCGGUGCCUGGCCCACUGAGUACUCGUAUGCAGUACAAUAUCCAAGCGCAAAUCAAUUCUCCUUCGUCGAUAGCAUCCCAAAUUGGGCGCCUCUUACAGACCUUGUAGUAACCAAACUUUCUAGCCCGCGCGCGUCAGACGAACGGCAACGAUCGUCCAUUUUUGUCGCAAACGGCAACAAUCCACAUGGAGAGAUCUCGGAGCUGCGACGCGGCAUACAAGCUGUUGUCGACGAUAGUUUCAGCGGCAUCAACGGCUGCGCUGGGAUAUGGGUGGUUGACCAUGGCAGUCAUAUGGCAGACAUCGAAGGCACGAUGAAGAGACAGCAUUAUGCGAUAUUUUCAAUAACGCUCCCGCCAGAGACCUUGGUAAUUCGAGUCGUCCGUACACAACCGGAGAGCCGUGCAGACUUCACUGGAGCAUGGGAAGAGGGCUUCUGGGAUAAGUUCCAAACACCCAGCGACGAUGAUCCGCUCGAAGACGAUCUGAUGCGAGAAGAGGAGACCAUCUCGGCGUGUCCUUGGUCUGACACGAUAUCGAUCCAGAUUACACGGCGAGAGGCCCGCACUCUUCUUCGGCCAACAUUGAGACAAAUCGAGUCUUUGAAGUUUGACUCUCCAUUGCUGUUGGCUGUCACACAUACUGCAUGCCCUUUCAUCGCGCUUGCGUCUCGAAAGAGCGGUCACGCGCUAUUGGAGAUCAUACCAAUCUCAAAUGGCGGCAACUUCGACCGAUCGAAUUCAUUCCAAUACCAGCUAGCUCAUGAUCCCACAUGCGUAGAGACACUGGAGAUCAACGGCUUUCCAUAUGUGUUCGUUAGUACAUUCGAUUCGAAGGUCUUCCUCUUUCAGUACUCGUAUGGUGAGACCUCGUUGACGUUGGAAGACUCCUGGAAAGACCAAGAUACCCUCAACGGUUCGCAGAAGCUCUGUGAGAGUGUUGCCGUUCUGAGCAAGGACAGCAAGAAUCUUCUGGUGUGCGCAAUGCGGGAUGGCACUCUUCUGAGUUCGCAAAUCCACGUAGAGCACGGUGCUUCAGCCAAGAUCACCCGCAGUGAAACAGAUGUAUCUGCAGCGUUUGUUUCUUGUGGAUCAGAUUUCUGCCGAGUGCGCCCCUCUUCAUGCGAAUUCUCGUGUCUCGACAUCGAUUCCAUAUGGUUUACCGAUCGCGGCCACCCCGAGUACAAUCAAUCGCCAGUAUCGGCGAUCUAUCAACUGCCAUUUCUACCGAAACUGGACGUUGUUGGGAGGAACCUCGGCGGCUUUCUGUUUGCAGUCGCCGGAGAUCGUCUUCUCUUCUCGCAACUGGAUGCAGACGUAAAAUGGUCAAGCCAAGACCUGCCUUCUACGUUUCUGCACGACUCCAAAAUUGUUCCCAGGAAACUCAGCACGGGUGCUAAGCCGAGCAAUAUCCUGUACAUGCAGAAGUUACGACGAGUACUAGUGUCGACUAUGGAAGCGAAAGAGAGACGAGUGCCACCUUCUGGCGAACGAGUCCUGCACUCAUCGAUCAAGCUACUAAGGGUGCGCGACGACAGACCGACCGAUGACGUCGAGAUCAAACAAGAGGUGGAAGCGCCGGUGGAGCGACUAGUCGUUGCUCAGGCUUCCUUGAUGAAUGCCGAGAGGGUGUAUUCCAUCGUCGAAUGGCAGUUCUUGAACAAAGACAGCAAGAGAUAUAAUCUCAUCAUUGUCGGCACCGGAAUCCAGAUCGGCCCCUCGCAGCAUAGCGGAAGGCGACUGAUCUUCAACACUGGCAAAUCGGGCUCCAAGUUGGACUUGCAGAAACAGUCAACAUAUAACGAUCCUGUCUAUGGCAUAGCGCUGUGGGACAACCAGACGACAGUUAGUAUCGUCGGGAAAUCUUUAUGCAUCGAUCGUUUCGACGAGGAAGCCGGUCGAUGGUUCCAGCGCGGUAAAACAGAUCUGCACUCUCCAGGGAUCCAUGUGUCUGUCAUACAGCCAUUCGUCUACGUUUCAACGCUCCAGCACUCACAUCUUUGCUUCAAAGUUGUGGAAUCAGCACGACCCGAUACUUUCGAGUUCGUGCGAGAGUUCUCUGAUAGUGGUAUGCGCAAUUGCGCGCGACAUCUCGUCAUGGAUUUGCCAGACAAGGAGGGUAGUAGCAACCAUCGAUUCGUCUUACUCACCGAUAAGAAGAGCAGCUCGGUGACUGGUCUCUACCAACCACCUCUUCGAACCCACAGCAACGCUUCACCGACGUUGUUCGAAGCAUGUCUCCCCCGAUCUGUGAUCCGUCUCGACCGCGGCGAUAUCCGCCCACCUUGGCGCCGUCCAAAUCCUGCAGGAAAGAUCACCGGGAUCCUUGUCGACGAUAUCAUCGGCGCUUGUACCGAUGGCACGAUCUUCUCUUUCUCCAUUCUCUUAUUAUCCGCCCGUCUACUACUUCGUCUGAUAGAAAACCUGAUCGAGGUGAAGUCGAAACGGUCGGGCGCCCACAAACACGACACAGUCAAACCCCGUAGUGGCGACAUCUUCAACGUUCUUAUGAACAACACCCCUGGCAAUCAACAUGGUGCGAUCUUGGUUAGGGAUAUAGAUCCACGUUAUCUGGGGCAAAGUCUUCAGCGAGGUGCUAAGCACAAACACGUUGAAGGCGACUUCUUGAAGAACUGGCUACAUGAGGACGGCGACUUGAAGAGUUUGGUUUGGAGCGACGCAGACGAAGAGGUCGGAAAGCUCUUCCAAAAGCUGGCGCUGGAUGUCGACGAAAGAUGGGGAACGAUGGGUACGCGAGAGACCAAUGGGCACGAGAACCAGCAGUUGUGCGAACACGUGAAAAAAUGGAUGAGCGAGGUACUCAUGCCUGUGCUGUAA
This is a messenger RNA of Alternaria arbusti, 4221 nucleotides long. RefSeq lists its product as uncharacterized. The transcript has 3 exons. The coding region runs from base 1 to 4221 and encodes 1406 amino acids. Gene Ontology annotation, molecular function: U2 snRNA binding; protein binding. Lineage: Eukaryota; Fungi; Ascomycota; Dothideomycetes; Pleosporales; Pleosporaceae. Gene Ontology annotation, biological process: mRNA splicing, via spliceosome. The record is from RefSeq and is a predicted model, not a curated record. Gene Ontology annotation, cellular component: U2 snRNP; nucleus.